GAAGUGUGAUGGUAUCCUAUGAAUCCUAACCCAAGUGUCCAUUGAUGCAGAUCUUCCAGAGAAACAUGAAACCAAACCCAAAAAGAAAUCACUGAAGGGGACAAAAGUGCAACAUGAGAGGUAAAAUGAAGAACUGGCCUUUUGAGAGUAGCUGCUGGGAGCUGUGACAAACCAAGAGACCAGAGGAUUACUACACAGCUCCCGCAGAUAUUCACCUAAGGCAUCAGGUCAGCCUUCAGCAAGCGUCUGCUGAGGCGUGGGUUCGGCAGCCAAGGAUGGAAGUGCUACGCCGUUCCUCAGUCUUUGCUGCAGAGGUGAUGGAGGUUUUUGACAGGUCUCCCACUGACAAGGAGCUUGUGUCCCAAGCCAAGGCUCUCUGCAGAGACUACAUAAAUUCAAGGCUAAUUCGAGCGGGAGUCAGCUGGAGCAAACCUGAGUACAACGCACCAGUGCCUGGUGGUAAGCUGGCCGAGGUGUCCACCAUACUGCUGCGACUAGGGGAUGAGCUGGAAUACAUUCGCCCCAACGUCUACCGGAAUAUCGCCCGCCAAUUGAACAUCUCGCUGCACUCGGAGACGGUGGUGACGGACGCCUUCCUGGCAGUAGCUGCGCAGAUUUUCACUGCAGGCAUCACGUGGGGCAAGGUGGUGUCUCUCUAUGCUGUGGCAGCUGGGCUGGCGGUGGACUGCGUGCGGCAUGCACAGCCAGCCAUGGUUCACACCAUUGUAGACUGCCUGGGAGAGUUUGUCCGCAAGACCUUGGUGACAUGGCUGAAGAGGAGAGGAGGCUGGGCAGACAUCACAAAAUGUGUGGUGAAUACUGACCCCAGCCUUCGCUCCCACUGGCUCGUGGCCGCUGUUUGCAGCUUUGGUCACUUCCUCAAGGCUAUCUUCUUUGUCCUGCUGCCUGAGAGAUGA
This is a messenger RNA of Balearica regulorum gibbericeps (East African grey crowned-crane), 917 nucleotides long. It is a transcript of the gene BOK, whose product is annotated as BCL2 family apoptosis regulator BOK. The record is from RefSeq and is a predicted model, not a curated record. Gene Ontology annotation, molecular function: BH domain binding. Gene Ontology annotation, cellular component: mitochondrial outer membrane. Gene Ontology annotation, biological process: intrinsic apoptotic signaling pathway in response to DNA damage; regulation of apoptotic process; release of cytochrome c from mitochondria. NCBI's taxonomy places the organism in Eukaryota, Metazoa, Chordata, Aves, Gruiformes, Gruidae.